AUGUCUCCCUCCUCAUCAGCUAGAGACAGCACGCAAGACUCUGGAGCACGCUCGCCUGUUCACGCGAGUGAGCAUCAAGCCGAACAAGAUACAGCACUGCUAACUGAGGAGAACCUGCGUACUCUUCAAGGUCAGAUCCAGUCAUCUGGAGGCCUGGCGGGCAUCCGCGAUGUACCUUGUCACCAGAUUGAAACGGAGAAGAGGAUUGAGAACUGGCUCGAAGGCAUUGGACCUGAUAACACGGGUGGGAACUCCAAACCAACUUCAAUACAGUUGUUCAAAUUUAUUGGUUGCCAGCAGGUCAAGCACAACCUCCUCAUGCCCGAGUCUUGUUCCGGAUUAUGGUUCAAGCACUGUGUCUACAGAGGCCUCGUCGUUGACAGAUUAAAUUCAACACAAGUCAUACCCAGCAUGGAACUUGAGAAGCCAGCCACCAAACCUAUCCUCUGUGGUCUGCCUGCUCCUUUCCCAUGGCGCCGCAGGAAGUGCCUCUGCCAGUGGAAUCGGUUACAUCUGCUUUUAUUCGGUCUCUUACUUGCAGCAGCUCUGUUCCUCUCGCUGCCUGGUUUCUCGCAUUCCCUUCAAUCUUCUGCUCACAAAGCCUCUUGUCCUACAAAAGAAUUCGGCCUUGCCGUAUCACACUUUCCUACCUACGAUUUUUCAACAAUCACCGUGCCAAUGAGCCGUGUUCCUGACUCCCUCGACACUUUUAUCAAUUACCGCUACCGCAAUCAUACAAAAUGCCAGAUCUCCAGCCUCGACCUCCAUACCCCUUUUCACCCGCUGUGCUCUAGUCGCGCCGACAUGCUGACUGCUAUAUCGGGAGGCGGGAGAAUUGGUAAAGAAGCACCUUUUAUGCCCCGAGGCUGCGACAUGCGAUGGUUUAGCACAGAGGAGAUAUGCGAGAUCUUCGAACGCUUUGAAAAAGUCAUCGUCGUUGGAGACAGCAUGAUGAGACAUGUGGUUGGCGCUAUGAAUGUCCUAUUACGGAAAGACCUUGGCUACGGUGCUGUUACCAAUUGGAACUUCUCACCCAGAGAACGCAAAGAAUGCUUCUGCAACCAGCAAUUUGACGUCAAAGAAUGCUCGCUGCAAGGCAUCUACAAAACUUCCGAUGUCGAAACCAACGAUCCCGACUCCCUCGCCUGUGGCAGUGGCAGGAUCGACCUCGUUAUCGAAAUGAUGCUAAAAUUCCCGCUCGACCCCACCGAAGUUGAACGUUUCAAAGCCCUCCUAUCUCCUGCAAAGCCCCCCAAACCCUAUGCCUUUAUCUUCGGCCACGGCCUCUGGAACGAUCUCGAUCUCCAAGCAACUGUCAACUGGCUCGAUGGCAUCAACGCCCAUACCUUAUCCGUGGCACCAUACCUUGCCGACAAGGGAGCCAUCUGGCCAAGACUCUUUAUCACGCCAAAUGCGGCAGGGCCGCUUAAACCAGAUCAAUGGAUAGUUACGCAGGGAGACAAAGCUUUACAAAUUUUUGAGGAAUCGGUGAGAGAGGAGGCGAGGGAAAGAGGGGUGGAGCAUCUCGGCACCUGGAAUAUGAGUAUCCAGGCCAACAAGUUCGAUGGUGUGCAUCUCGAUCUGAGGGGAAACUUGAUCAAGGCAAUGGCAGCUAUCAAUUGGUUGAGCCUGAUUUGA
Endocarpon pusillum Z07020 is the source of this 1638-nucleotide messenger RNA. RefSeq lists its product as uncharacterized. The record is from RefSeq and is a predicted model, not a curated record. The transcript is spliced from 5 exons. The coding region runs from base 1 to 1638 and encodes 545 amino acids. Lineage: Eukaryota; Fungi; Ascomycota; Eurotiomycetes; Verrucariales; Verrucariaceae.